This is a messenger RNA of Serinus canaria (Common canary), 2398 nucleotides long. RefSeq names its product inositol hexakisphosphate kinase 3 (gene IP6K3). The coding region runs from base 15 to 1454 and encodes 479 amino acids. Gene Ontology annotation, molecular function: inositol hexakisphosphate kinase activity. NCBI's taxonomy places the organism in Eukaryota, Metazoa, Chordata, Aves, Passeriformes, Fringillidae. Gene Ontology annotation, biological process: phosphatidylinositol phosphate biosynthetic process; inositol phosphate biosynthetic process. Gene Ontology annotation, cellular component: nucleus; cytoplasm. The record is from RefSeq and is a predicted model, not a curated record. The transcript has 6 exons.
GACGCAGUCGGGCCAUGCCCAAACGUUCCCUCAUUCCUCCCUCUGGAGCUGCAGCGAGAAGCAGCGAGAAGCCCGGCCCAGGCAGCCCCCAGCGGACACCUGCAGCCCCAGAUUCCAUUAGUGAAAGGCCAGCGUGGAGGAAAACCCAGCGUGGGGGAAACACCAGAGUGGGUGAAAAGUGGCCCAGCCCUGCCCGUGCCAGCCUGUGUUUCCCAGCUCCGUCUGCUGCUGCUGCUGAGGGGUCUGCAGCCCCCUGGGCUGUGCCUGGCACCAUGGUGGGUCAGAGCCCGCUGGGCCCUGCUGAACCCAGAGCUGCUGUGCUUCUGCAGCCCUUUGUGCACCAGGUGGGAGGCCACACCAGCAUGCUGACCUACGACGAGCACACCAUCUGCAAGCCCUUGGUGUCGCAGGAGCUGAGCUUCUACGAGUCCCUGCCCCUGGCCAUGAGGCAGUUCACACCUCAGUACAAAGGCAUUGUGUCUGUGCACCUCAAGAAGGACAGCCUGGGCAACCUGACUCUGAUUGCGAGCCCUGGCCUGGGCCAGCCGGAGACCUGCGGCCGCCUGGACAGUGCCGGAGGUGACCCCGCUGUCACCUUGUGGCACAAGUGCAAGUGGAGCCACACCCAGGUCACCAAGACCUUCAAAGACAGCUGCCCUGGGAAGAUGCUUUUGAGGACAGACCUUCAGUACCACACAGAUUUCUUUUUGGAGGAUGCAAAUGGGAAGCAGGCAGAAAGGAAGAGCUACAACCCCUGGGGACUGCACUGUCACCGGCAGCACCUGAACCGCAUGUCCUCCAAGCACAACGAGAACAAACUUCAUCAGUUUCUCCUGCUGGAAAACGUGGUGUCCAAGUACAGCUACCCCUGCAUCCUGGACCUGAAGAUGGGCACUCGGCAGCACGGGGAUGACGCCUCGGAGGAGAAGAAAGCCCGGCACAUCAAGAAGUGUGAGCAGAGCACCUCGGCCUCGCUGGGCGUGCGCAUCUGUGGGAUGCAGGUUUACCAGGCAGACACUGGCCAUUUCCUGUGCAAAGAUAAAUACUACGGGAGGAAGCUCUCUCCGGAGGGAUUCCAGCAGACCCUGCGGCAGUUCCUGUGCAACGGGAACCAGCUGAGGACCGACCUGCUGGAGCCCAUCAUCCUGCGGCUCAAGGCCCUGCUGGCAGUGAUCAGGAAGCAAAGCUCCUACAGGUUCUACUCCAGCUCCCUCCUCAUCAUUUAUGACGGGCAGGAGCACAAGGAGAGUGUGGAUCAGCACCUCCCCUUCCCAAAAACUCACGGCACGAACCCCUCCAGGGUGGAUGUGAGGAUGAUAGACUUUGCCCACACCACCUUCAAAGGCUCCAAGAGCAACCCCAACCCCACCCCGUACGAUGGGCCGGACCACGGCUACAUUUUUGGCUUGGAGAACCUCAUCAAAAUCCUUCAGAGCCUGUUGGAAGGGAAGUGAGAAUUUCUGUGAAACGGCCUGGAUUUCCUAAUGACUGAUAGCCCUGAAAACCCCUCCUGGGGUCGGCUGUGUGGGACCCUGCGGCCGCUGGAUGUGGCACGGAACGAGCACGGCUCAGUCGGGAAGUGCUGAAAAUUUUCCGUGUGCCGUCACUGAACUGAAGCGUGGAAAGCAGAGAGCUGGAAGAAUCUGCUCUCUCUGCCAUCCAUCAGAAGAUUUAUUUUCCUUUCUGGUUUUACUGCUGUCCUUGAUUUAUUUGUGAGCCAAAGCAAGCAUUACUUGGGAAGAGUCUUAAUGAUAAAGCAGGAGAUGCUCACCCCACAGCCGAGCGGGAGGAGGGGGUUUGAGGCAGGAAUGAACAGAUGGAGCUUCCAUUUGGAGCUUCCCUUCCUGCUCCUGCUCAGGUCAGGGGAAAAACACCCUCCAACAUUCCCAGUGCCCCUGGUUGGGAUUCUCUGUGCACGUGUUCAGACCAAGAGCUGCACCUCACCAAGCUUUGACAUCCCUGCGGGGUUACAACAGGGAAUUUCCCACAGAUUUUAUAGGAAAGAGGCUCCACUGGGGCUGGAAGUGUGGGAAUGCAAUGACUCUGUCACGUAUCAGCCACAAAAAACUUUUACAUCAAGGGAUUUUUGCUUAAAAAAAAGCAAGAAAAAAAGAAAAAAAACUGUGAGAUUGAGUCAGGGACUGGAUGUCAAAGGUCACCCAGAAAUUCUUUGAUACAAAUUCUGUGUGUGUGUGUGUGUGUGUAUGUGUGUGUGUGUGAGUUUGAAGGAGACAGUAACAAAAGACUCUAAAAAUAAUGUUUACAGCUUUUGUGGACAGAUUUUAUUAUCAUGAUGGAACAAACACAAUUCCUUCCUGCAUGGUGUGGGAAAUCUGAAGGAGAAGUCCUUGCACAAGGAAUAGAGCUACAGAACUCCACUACUGGGGAGAGGGGAUAU